CAGGAGGAUACAGAAUUAUGGACGCAGCUCAGUCUCCAUAGACCCCUGUGAGUUUGGACUGUAGACUCAAGCUACUGAAAAACUAAGAACUGAAUCCAGAACAGAGGUUCAACUUCUGUUGGGAUUGAGAGACGGGUUGGAGCACAACUUGACUGACCCCAGGGCAGAGGUAUGGCAUCAUCACCCCUGCACUAUGGACGAUCAGCCAGGGAUAUUGCCAAUGUAAUGCAGAGACUGCAAGAUGAGCAAGAGGCAGUGCAGAAGAGGACGUUCACUAAAUGGAUCAAUUCCCACUUGGCAAAGCGUGUCCCGUCCCUGGUGGUGACGGACCUGUUUGAGGACAUCAAGGAUGGGGUGAUGCUGCUGGCCCUGCUGGAGAUCUUGUCUGGACAGAAGCUGCCAUGUGAGCAGGGGAGGAAGCUGCGGAGGAUCCACUGGGUCUCCAACAUCGGCACGGCGCUCAACUUCCUGGAGGGCAGAAAGAUCAAGCUAGUCAACAUCAACUCGACUGACAUCGUCGAUGGAAGACCAUCUAUCGUACUGGGGUUGAUUUGGACAAUAAUCCUCUAUUUCCAGAUAGAGGAGUUGACCAGUAACCUGCCAGCGCUCCAGGCCCUUUCUAGCAGCACCUCCUCAGUGGACAGCUCCGACACCACCAGCCCGCCUGUUAAGAGGAGGCCCCUCCCCCCGCUGCAGGGUGGGGCCAGGAAGGCCCUACUCAGAUGGGUCCAGCAGACCGCCACCAAGCGUCUGGGGAUCGACGUGAAUGACUUUGGGCCGAGCUGGCGUACAGGUGUGGCAUUCUUCGCAGUGAUACUCUCUCUUCGACCCCACCUGGUCGACAUGGAGCGUGUGCGGAGGAGAGCCAAUCGAGAGAACCUUCAGGAAGCCUUCUCAUUGGCCGAGACUGAGCUGGGCAUUCCGCAGCUACUGGACCCAGAAGAUGUGGAUGUUGACAAACCGGAUGAGAAGUCCAUCAUGACGUACGUGGCCCAGUUUCUGAAGCACCACCCCAACCCUGGUCACCAGCAGAACAGUGACUCGGACUCCCAGCCAGAGGAAGAGAGAGAGCAGCGCAAGGGCCUGAGGGAGCUGAAGACCUGGCUGGAUCAGCUGGAGCUAGACACAGCACGUACUCAGGAGACCAAGGGCAACCUCAGCCAGCAGUAUCAGUCCUUUAAGAGUGUACGUGUUCAAUUGGAGAUGAAUAGGAAGCAGGUGGAGGCAGCGGUCCUGUCCACGCAGAAGGAUGGGAUGUUGACCGUGGACCAGGCUCUGGUUAAACAGGCCUGGGACAGAGUGUCCAACAGGCUCCUAGGGUGGCACCUGCAGCUGGACAGGGCUCUGCCCGCCCCCCUGGGUGUGGUGGGGGAGUGGCUGCACCAGGCUGAGGGGGCACUCCGACAGGAGGUCACUAUUCAACAGACAUCUGACGCGACAUCUAACACUGUCCACAUGACCCUGGAGCAACACAAGGACAUGCUCAAAGGUCUUGAAGGUCACCAGCAGGUCUUCCAGAGGAUCCAUAAAGACAGAAGUGUCAACGGAGUCCCCGUCCCCCCAGAGCAGCUGCAGGACAUGGCAGAGAGAAUGAACUUUGUAUUGACUUCGUCAAACAUUCAUCUGGCCAAGAUGGAGUUCUGGGAGAAUAAACACCACAUGCAGGCGUUCCUGAUGCUGGCAGAGUCCAAGCUCAAAUCCUGGAUCAUCAAAUAUGGCCGACGAGAAUCAGUGGAGUUAAUGUUACAGAACUAUGUUUCAUUUGUUGAAGGACAGCAGUUCUUUGAGCAGUACGAGACAUUGUUCCAGACUCUGAAACAGUCUUCUGAGCUCUAUGUCAAGGCUGAUGGCACAGUGGAUGAAGGCGAGGCGGGGGUUAGGAGGUUCAUGCGGGAGGUGUUGACCCAGUGGAGGAGUCUGUCUGUGGAGGUGCGCAGUGUAAGGAGCAUGCUGGAUGAGGUGCUCUCUAACUGGGAGAGGUACAGCUGCACUGUGGCCUCUCUACAGGCCUGGCUUGAGGAUGCAGAGGGAGCACUCAGCCAGCCUGAAAACAUCAAACGGGAGUUCUUCCGCAACCUUUCUCAGUGGAUGGAUCAGCACUCUGUGAUGAACGACGCAGGGAACUUCUUGAUUGAGACAUGUGACGAGACUGUGUCACGUGACCUGAAACAGCAGCUUCUCCUGCUCAACGGGAGGUGGAGGGACCUGUUCGUCAAAGUCAAGCAGUACGCCCGUGAAGACGAGCUGGACAAGUGUAGGAGGGACCACAUGAGGGCCAUCUCUGCCCUGAGGGAGCUGCUGGACGGUGCAGAGGUGAAGCUCAAUGCCCCUGUACAGGUCUCCUUCCUCAACAUCAGGUCUUUCCUACAGGAUGUGGAGAACACCAAGAAAAAGGUUGUUGCCAUGGAGACUCAGUACAAGUUGGCUGCCUGCAGUGCCCAGCUCCUGUCCAAGGAUGCCCCGCAGGAGGAGGGCGCCAAGGCCAUGGCUACUAUGACAACGGUCAAAGGUCAACUCAGUAAGGUGAGGGAGAGGUGCCCUUCUCUGGUGAGGGAGUGCCAUGGACUGCUCCCCCUGCUGGAGGAAAUGGAGAAGCACAUCACAGGCUUCUACCAGGCUCUGGAGAGGGCCAUCCGGAUCACUGCAGCAGGCAGAGACCCAAAGCCACAGGCCCAGGUCCAGGGACAACAUAAACAGAAGUGGCAGGACCUCCUGAGCCAGCAGCAGAGCUGUAAGAUGUGUUUAUCUGUGAUUGAGAGGAACCUCCACUCCCUGCAGAGGACGCUCUCCUCCAGCAAGGCCCUGAGGAACUUCGACCAGACCCUCCUGCAGAAGAGAGUGGCCGAGAUUCAGACCUCUGCACAAGGUCUGUUGAAGGAGGUGGGGGAGUGGAGGAGGCAGGAGGAGGCCAACAGCACCAUGAGGAGGAGGUUUGAGGAGUCUCGUCAGGAGCUGGAGAGAGUGCUGAAGGUGGCAACCACCUCCCUGAGAGAGGAGGGAAACGCAGAGGAGCUGCUGAAAAAACAAAGCGAGUUCUUUGGGCAGCUAGACCAGCGGGUCCUGAGUGUGUUCUUAAAGGCCUGUGACGAUCUGACAGACAUCCUGCCUGAGGAGGAGCAGCAGGCGCUGCAGGACACUGUCAGGACGCUGCACAAACAGUGGAAGGACAUCCAGAUGGAGGCGCCGUUUCACCUGCAGCGUCUGAAGGUGGAGGCAGAGCGAGGCCGGGCAGGGGCCGUCCUACAGGAGUGCAGGGCGGAGCUGGCCAGAGAGAUCCAAGCACUGACCACCACAGGCAGCGAGACAGUCAUCAGAGAACACAGGGCCUUCUUCAGGGAGAAAGCACCUCUCAGUGUGUGUGAGAAGAGCAUAGGCAACAUGAAGGAGCUCUGUCAGACACUCCCUGACAACGACCCGGCUAGACAAAUCCUGGACUCCACCAGGAGGGCCCUGGCAGACGUCAAAGGUCAGAUAGAGGCCACCCACCUGAAGCUGCAGCAGCACUCCCAGUGGAAGGAGUGGAAUGACAGGUUCUCAGAGCUCUCUGAUUGGCUGUUGUCUCAGAGAAGCCAGGUGAGGCUCCUGAGGGAGAGAGCCAGAGAUCGCUCCCACCAGGAACAGGUGGAUACUACUGUCCAGGAGCUCCAGAGGGCAGCCGAGGGGCAGGAGGAGAGCCUGUCCUGGCUGAAUAGUCGUCUGGCUGUACUGACAGAGGUCAGUCCUGAGGUGGAGGCUAUUAGACAGAGGGCUGCCCUGGCCAAACUCUCCUCUGACCUCACCGCCCUCCUCUCCUCUCUCUUGGAGUGGGGUCAGGAGGGGUCUGUGAGGGUCCACAGUGAGGAGCUGAGGGAGGAUGUGCGUUGUGCUCUGGAGGAGGUUCUCAGGGCUCGGAGGGAGGCUCAGGAGCAGACCAGCAGGAUCCUGGAGGCAGAGAACCCAGAGGAGGCCAGGCAGCUGCUCCUCAUACACCAGCAGCACCUGAAGCGUCUGCAGACCGACAGGAAGAAGGCAGAGCUACUAGUCGCUCACUGUCGCCAGCUGCAGAAGGCGGAGGGGCUUAGUAGCUCACUACGGGAACUAGAGGGUGCUUUCAGAGAGGUGGACCGCAAAGUAGGGGCCCAGGAGCACAAUCUGCAGGCGACUCUGGGUGCAUGGCAGGAGUUUGACGCAGAGAGAGAGGCAGUAUGGCAGUUUGUCAGCAGUACCAGCCCUGUCUUACAGAGGGAACUCAUCUUCAGCAGCCUGGACAGCCUCAGGACUGAGCUGGGGUGUACCAAGGGGCUCCAUAAGAAGAGUGUGGAGUAUGUGGUACAGACAGACUCCCUGUCGAGGAAGGCAGCAGAGAUUCAGUUGGGUCCUAAGAACCAGACCCUCCUACAGCAGCAAGCCCAGCAGGCCACACAACAAGUCACACAACUGGAGGCCAGCCUCAAGAAGAAUGUUGACCUGCUGGAGAUGGUGUGUGUUUGGUGGGAGCGUUUCAUCAGGGAGUCAGACUCCUUCUCCUCCUGGAUCUCAGAGAGGGAGCGAGAGCUGGACACUGUGGACUCCAACUCCUCCUCAGACCCCCUUGAGAAACACAUCGGCACAGUGGAGUUUGUUGGAGCAAGACUAGAAGAGAGGGCAGCCAUCUUGUCCCACCUGGAGGUGGAGUCAGAGGCUCUGUCAGGGUUUGUGACCCCUGGGGAGGCGGGGCGUAUCCGGGCGCGGCUGGCUCAGAUGGAGCGGUACUGGGAGGAGCUUAAGGAGAGCGUAGAGCAGCUGGGGGGACAGCUCAACCAGAGCGCCACCUGCAGGCAGAGGUUUAACAACAACCUGGAACAGGUGAAGACAACGAUGGUUGACCUCAAAGAGAAGCUGGACAUCACCAUCACCUGCUGUACAUCCUCCUCAGAGACCUACAGAGUUCUCCAGGACCAUAUGGACGUAGUCCAGGCCUUGGAGCAGCUGAAGCCCAGGCUGGUGGCACUGUGCUUGGGGAAAAAGAGGCUGGGUAAAGGGGAUCUGCUGGAGGGAGAGGUGGCUAACCUCCAGAAGGACCAGGGAGAAUACAUAGAGCAGGCUGCAGAGAAACAGGCUACACUGGAGAAACUGCUGGGUGUGGUGAGUUUGGGGGCGUGUCUCUACCCUACAGCACCAGAGGGGCGGGUCAGAGAACUCACUGAUGACAUUACACAGCUGGAGGAGAGAAGCACCUCAAUGAAAAACAGUAUAACACAAAGGCUGCAGCAGCUGCAGACACACCUGUCUCAGGUGGAGCUCUUUGACGAGGCCCUGCUGACCCUCACCCAGUGGAGCGAGAACUUCCUGUCUGUACUCAGAACGAAUUCCCAGGUCAACAUAGCUGACCUGCAGGCUGCUGUCACCCAGGUCAAGGAGCAUGAGGAGUCCCUCCAGGAGCAGACAGCCCUGAGAGAGACCCUGCAGCAGAGAGAGUCCUCCCUCCUCUCCUUCUCCUCCCCAGAGGCCCAGCAGCAGCUCCAGGGCCAGAGGGAGGACUGCCUGCAGCCCCUCAGCGAAGCCCAACACCUGCUCCUUCUCCGUGGAGAGAGCCUGGCUGAGCUGGGGGUCUUCCUCCAGAGCCAUGGAGCUGCAGCCGGGGAGGUCAGGGGCCUCCGGGAGGCUGUGGAGGGCAGGGGGAGCUGGGACCGUUCGAAGGCUGAGGAGCUGCACCACACGCUGGGAGAGGUGGCCGGGGAUGUGGCCCGUCUGGAGGCCCAGGCAGUGGGGUUGGAUGGGAGGCUCAGCAAGGCCCACCUCCACCUGAGUGGGGCGGAGUGGAAAGGCUCCAGGGAGGGGGGUCUGGGUCAAGGUCCCGGCCAGGGGAGGACGUCGUGCAGGGGCCAGGCUGUGGCCCUCAUGGUGGCCCUGGAGGGGGUGCAGCGAGGCCUGGGGUGGAGGCAGAGCCAGGCGGAGGCCCUGGGGGCACUGUGGACCUCCUUCAGGGAGAGGAGGGAGGAGGUGAUGAGGAGUCUGAGGGAGCUGGAGGAGAGGGCCAGGCAGGAGGGGGCCAGAGAGAGCAGCGUACAAGCCUUUCAGAACCGUCUGCGAUUCUUUGUCCAGUUGGAGGAUGAGCUUCAGUCUCUGCAGCAUUCCCAGCAGUGGCUGAGGGAGAGGGGAAGCCAGCUGGCCCAGAGAGACAGUGAGCUGGCUGGGGAGGCACUCAGGGAGGUGGGCCUGGUGGAAACAGCCUGGGAGAACGUUAGGAAGAUCAUCACUGAUGGUCAGGAGCAGUGUGGACUCCUGGUGGAGCUGCUACGCCACUUCCAUUCCCUCAGGUCCACCCUCAGUUCCACUGUAGAGAACGCCUUGACCGUCACUCAUAACCAGCCUGACCACAACCACAACCCAGAGGAGGCCAAGAGAAUACUCUCACGGCACGAGGCAGUGAUAGCUGAGCUGAGAGGAAGACAGGAGGACAUGGACCUGUUCAUCAGUUCAGGAGAGGACCUGCAGAGAGAGCUGGCAAACGUGCCACACUGUAGCUCCGACAGCAUCCAGAGAGGCAUGGACACACUCAGGGACCAGUGGCUGCAGGUAUCAGAGAGGAUCCAGACCAAUGCUGAGAGACUAGGCCAUUGUGUGUCCCUAUGGGAUGACCUUAAGACCAUGGAACGGGAUAUCGACCAAUGGGCAGCAGCCUCCAUCGCUGACCUCACUGAGGGUGUGGCCAAUCUUAGUGACAAGCAGGGGACAGAGACACACCUUGCCACUUUCCAGGCGGAGGUGGAGAGGAGAGAACAGAGGCUGGAUGCCUUGCAGGAGAGGCUGACCAAGCUUCAGGACCUGGCCAAGCUCCAGGAGACACCCAUCCAGCUGCAGGUGAUGGAGUGUGACCUGAGGAAGAAGAUCAGUCAUGCCCAGGAGGUGUUUGACCAGGCCAGACAUUCUCUGACCUACUUCAGCUUCCAGAAGCAGCGCCUGGAGGACCUCAUGUCCCAGAUGGCCGAGCGGCUGGAGACCGUGGAGAGCUCCCUGUCUGACCUGACGGAACCCUCCGGACCAGAGGAUAUGAUUCGAGUCAAGGAUCUCCAAAGUGCCCUCCAGCAGCAGAGGGGUGAUAUAGACAUGGCCAGGGAGACGCUUAGUUCACUCUGUAGGUCCCACCCCUCCCAAGAGCUGACCCAUAUGUCCUCUGACCUCACCCUGCUGGCCAAGAAGACCGAGGCUGCAGCACAGCUCAGCUCCAGGACCCGCGGGACUCUGCAGGACGCACUGCAGCUACGUUUCAACAAGGUCGUUCAAGAGUUUAACUCCUGGCUCUCUGAACGGAAGGCGGAGCUAAAAGAAUGUUCUGACCAAUCAGGAGAUGUCACCUCCCUGGGAAACAAGGUGGAGAGGCUAAAGGUGGCGCAGGAGCGUGUGGAGGAGGGUGAGCAGCACCUUGGCCAGGUGUGUGGCGAGGCAGAGAGGCUGCUGCUCCACCUGCCUAAGGCGGGUUUGGGACAGGUGCAAGAGCGCCUCUCCUCCUGCCAGAGGGACUGGGAGGGGUACAAGGAGGGGUGCAGACAGACCCAACAAGACCUGGAGGAGGGAAUCACCCUACUGACAGAGUUUGAGGGCCGUGUGGAGGGACUAAGGGACUGGCUGGAACAGAUGGAGCGUAGCCUGAAGAGAGAGCCUCCUCUGGGGGGAGAGGAGCAGCCAGGAGUCCCUGACAGCACUGACGAGCUGGAAAGAGUGGAAGAGAUCCACAGAAAGCUGCUGACAAAGAGGAGUUCUCUGGAUCGUCUCAGCCAGGAGGCCCAGUCUCUGCGUGAGGCAGGUCGAGGCUGUGGAGGGGAGCUGAAGGCCACAGCCCAGCUCCAGACCCACCACCAGACCUUGCUGCAGGGGACCAGGGAGCGCCUGAGAGGGUGCCUGGAGAGCCAGGCAUUCGGAGAGACCCUGCAUGGGGUGUGGCUUUGGCUGGAGGACAUCCAGGAGCGUCUGGGAAGUCUGGGGAGCACUAUGGGCAACAAAAAGGAGCUGGAAGAGAGGCUGGAGCAAGUGCAGGACAUCCUGCUUCUGAAGGGUGAGGGCGAGGUGAAGUUGAACAUGGCGGUGGGGAAGGGUGAAUUGGCCAUCAGGAGCAACAGUGCGGUGGCGGGACAGGAAGUGAUCCGCUCUCAGCUGCAGGAAGUGGAGGACGUGUGGGCCACGCUGCUGGUGACCGCCAUGAGCUGCCACAGUCGCCUGGAGUGGACGGUGGCCCAGUGGGGGUGUUACCUGGACAGUGAGGCCCAGCUGCAGUGCUGGUUGGAGGCAGUGGAGGGGGACAUAUGUGGCCCUCUCAUCCCUCAGCCUGGCCUCAGAGAGAAGGCUUCCCAGCUGGAGAGACUGCAGACCCUGCUGGCUGACCUCCAGGAACACCAGGGGUCCCUAUCCAGUCUGGAGGAGAGGGCGGCAGAGCUCUUCAAGAAGACCGGGGAUGCAGCUUUCAGCCAGGAGGCCCGCGCUGAGUUGCAGGGGCAGUUUGAUGACCUCAUAGCACUCGUAGAAGAGAGGGUGGGACUAUCAGAGGGCGUGGUCAGGGAACACCAGCAGUACCUGGAGACUGUGAGGGAGCUCACUGAUUGGCUGAUGUCAGCAGGGGAGGAACUACAGCGCUGGUCUGAUACAUUGGGAGACUCCGUCUCUUUACAGAGGAGGCUAUCAGAAGUGCGGGUAAGAGGACUCCAGAAUACACGAUACCCUGGUCCUAAAUCAACCCCUAGCCACUUCACUUCCCUAACUCAUCACCUGCACUGGCUAAGCUUUUAG
Oncorhynchus masou masou (cherry salmon) is the source of this 8742-nucleotide messenger RNA. RefSeq names its product nesprin-1-like. The transcript is spliced from 51 exons. Gene Ontology annotation, biological process: nuclear migration. Gene Ontology annotation, cellular component: meiotic nuclear membrane microtubule tethering complex; nuclear outer membrane; cytoplasm. Gene Ontology annotation, molecular function: actin filament binding. The record is from RefSeq and is a predicted model, not a curated record. Lineage: Eukaryota; Metazoa; Chordata; Actinopteri; Salmoniformes; Salmonidae. Bases 172 to 8742 code for a protein of 2856 amino acids.